This is a messenger RNA of Aphidius gifuensis, 1011 nucleotides long. Its product is annotated as tetratricopeptide repeat protein 12-like. Gene Ontology annotation, molecular function: protein binding. The transcript has 4 exons. The coding region runs from base 1 to 810 and encodes 269 amino acids. NCBI's taxonomy places the organism in Eukaryota, Metazoa, Arthropoda, Insecta, Hymenoptera, Braconidae. The record is from RefSeq and is a predicted model, not a curated record.
AUGGCAAAUAAAAUUGAUGAAUCAUUAGAAAUAAGUGAAGAAGAAAAAAAAUCAAUGGAACAAUUAAUGACUGAUAAAAAUGUAACUGAUGAAGAAUUUAAAAAUUUUAUGCAACGUGUCAUUGAAGUUGAAAAAAUUGUUAAAAAGCUUGCAUCAAAUGAUGCAAGUGAACAAGAAAGUGGCCAAAUAAUGGCCGAUGCAAUAUUAACUGGUGCUAAAAAUAAUGAUAAAAAAAAAAAUGAAAUUAAUGAAAAUGAUGAGCUAAUAACAAAGUCUAGUCGAACUGUGAUUAAUAAGUACGAAAAAGAAUUUAAAAAAGAUCCAAAUGAGAUGUCAAAAGAGAGUUUUAUGAAGUCAAUUGAGAAAGAUGCAAAUGAACGUGCUGAAGAUAGAAAAAUAAGAAAUGAAAGAGCUGAAACAUAUAAAAAAAUUGGUAAUUCAGCAUUUAAUAAAUUUGAUUAUGAAAAAGCUGUUAGUUAUUAUGGCAAAGCAAUUGAACAAAGAAAAGAUUCAACAGUUGUUUGGAAUAAUCGUGCAAUAGCAUAUAUUAAACUUGGAUUAUAUGAAAAAGCACUUGAUGAUUGUGAAUGGGCACUUAGAGUUAGUAAAUCAAAUAUCAAAGCAUUAUUGAACUCAGCAAAGUGUCAUGCUUAUCUUGGUAAUGAUGAUAAACGUGAUGAAUUUAUUCAACUUGCUAAAUCACGAGUUCCUGAAUUUAUAAAAUACAUUGAAGAUUUUGAAAAAACACUUAAAAACAAUCCAAUAAAUGGAGAAAAAUUUCAAGAAGAUGAAGAGUCUCUUAUUAUUUAAAAUAAAAAAUAAAACAGUCAAUUUAAAAAUUACGAGAAAAAGCUACUUUUAAAAAAGAUUUAUUAUAUUUAUUUAUAAAAUUUAUUAUUAUUUGUUGUUUAAAUUAAUAACUCGUCGAAAAAAAAAAAAAACGAAUUUGUUUUUCAAAUAUUUGAUUGUUCAUUUAGUUAAUAAAUAUUGUUUAAAAAAUUUCAAUUUACA